UCCUCAAACUCUUCGCAACAUCAUGACGCGCCUUCCAGUGAGUUUUGCUUUUCUUCAGCGAAACAUUUUCGUUUUCCCCUCUGCUCAUCUGAUUCUUUCUCUCAUUAUUUCCCGCUUAUUUACGACUAGAUUCAUACUAUGGCAAAUCUCCAUGCUGCUGCUACUGGUUUGCGACAUGCAGCGGACCAAAUCGAUUUAUACGCAGACACUCCUGUUCUUACUUUGCAUAAUGCGGAAGUUCGUAUGCGUACUAUUGUGCAUGAAGCCUUGACGCCUAUGCAUGAUGCCAUAGUACAGAUGAACGCCAGAAUGGAACAGAUGAACGCCAGAAUGGAUCAGAUAAACGCCAGAAUGGAUCAGAUAUUCGAUGGAUUGAACGAUAUGGGUCUGCGCGUUGGGCAAAUCAACCAGACAACUACGAAUAUAGACAAAAGAUUAACAGCGUCAAACUGGAAUUUGUCUAUUCGAUCUCAGAACAGUAUUGUUGUUCGUGAUAAUAUGACAAUCCAUCCGUUAUACAGCAUGGUUACUGGUGAUAUCAUCGUCGGUUGCCCUACCACUACCGCCGAGAUUGACAGGAUGACUACUGUCCGAAUUGACGCAAUCCUUCGACAACUCGAUAUUAUUCCCACUGGGUCGCUGAAUAUGAAACGACGGCAGCUGAAGCAAGCUUUGGGAGUGGUGGUUCAUGUACUCUAAUCCUACUUAAAUAUCAAAUUAUCACGAUGUCUAUUGGUUGCCAGCGGAUCCGAUACCAGCUCGCCGUCAUAUAGCCGCUGCCGCUCGUCUCCAACAGGGGGCGCUACUU
Molecule: messenger RNA, 808 nt
Organism: Trichoderma harzianum CBS 226.95
Lineage: Eukaryota; Fungi; Ascomycota; Sordariomycetes; Hypocreales; Hypocreaceae
Exons: 3
Coding region: 139-699 (186 amino acids)
Source: RefSeq, a predicted model, not a curated record